Molecule: messenger RNA, 7395 nt
Organism: Cinara cedri
Lineage: Eukaryota; Metazoa; Arthropoda; Insecta; Hemiptera; Aphididae
Source: the annotation of a GenBank genome assembly
AUGGGAUGCGGACACUCGGAUCGCAAGUCGUCGGAUUCGCGGAGCACGGCGUCCGCGUCCUCGUCGACGGACCAACAGCCGCCCCAUUACCCGGCCCGCGGACACCGUCGGGACCCGACCGCGCGCUGCAGCGGUGACGACGACGACGACGCCGCGCGCUACUGCACCGACGAUUGCGGCGCCGUACCGGGAUUCCGGACGUCCUCCGCCGGCGGCCGCCGGUCGUGGACCGAAGUCGGGUUUCCCGUCCACCGCAUCACCAAAAUCAUGCAGGUACGUAACGCUUGAGAAUCAAAAAACCGACGUACAAAACCGUACAAUGUUCUUACCCUUAAGUUUGACAAUAGGCUCAUACAGUCUAGUGUUGAAACUAAGCAGCACGAAACCGGUUUUUAUAUCCGAAAUGUAUAAAUAUAACGACAUUAAUCGCAACAUCACCAGAAUACGGUGCACGUCUGGUCAUAAACAUGCCGGUAGAUCACACGCCAUUACCCACUUCGGCCAAUUGCCUAUUAAUAAAAACUUCCAGGAGGUGUCUGUGCACAGUCGGUCCCCAACCUCAAAUGGUUCACUAUUAUCUAUAAUUGGACAGGUGAAAUAUUUUAUAAGAUUGUUUGAACUAUACACACAUUAAUUGUGUCAUUGCAAACGGAAGAAGAUUCUGAGUGAAAUAUUUGUCGAUGAAUUUAAAUUGAACAUUGUAAUCACAAAAUUAAUUACGAUUAUAGUCGAUUGUGUUUCAACGAAUUUUAACUUAAAAUGCUGAGAAAAUUAAAUUACGAACAUUCAUAGCAAACACUAUACACGCCAAGCGUGAGUCUAAUAGUAAAUUACAUUUAUUAGAACCAAACUGAUAUUUUAAUACCCACACUACAUGCAUGAGAACAUACAGACAAUGGUCAAUCAAAGCUAAGUAAUAUAAUUGUUAGCAUUGUUUCAUGUUUGACACCUAACUGUUUAAAUGAAAUUACAAUUUAAUAGUUUUCUUUUUUCCUCCCCCUUAAACACGCUGAGUAAAAUUUAAAAUAAUGCUACGCUUAGAUAGGUAAGCUUAGAUCGCCAAAACUCGGUAACGACAAAUCUUAUUAUUUUUUAAUAAUAUCGCUAUCAAGUGUAAAAUAUUAUUUUCUAACGAUUUGCAAUACAGUAAAAAAAAAAAUUCAAAAUUACCAAAUAACUGUGAUAAAACUGUUGAAAUCCAUAGAUUUAUAGAAAUACACGGAACAUGGUUGGUGAAGAUUGUUACGAGGAUUCAAAUUAUAUUGAUAACAUGAAUAUUAUUAUUAUUACCAAUCUAUUUGUACAUAUUCAUCGGCUUCUUGCCAAAACUCGGUAACGGAAAAAAAGUAUUUGUUCAGAAAACGAAUUUAAAGUUUUUAAAAAUUUGAUUUUUGGUCUCAACCCAAUAAAAUCCUUAAUUUUUAAGAUAUUUACAUAAUUUUUUUUUUUUUUUUUAAUGAAUUCAGAAUAAAAUAAAUUGAAUUUUUGUAAAAUUGUUUAAUACAACACAGUUAUUUCUAUCAGUAAAGUUUAUUGUAUAUAAAUAGUUUAGUCGUUAGUUUUACCAAAUAUAAAAAUGAUUAUUACGGUUUGUAUCAGAUCUUACCCAAAAUCAAAAAUAUUCAUAAAUUCAUGUUUGCUUUGAUCUAAGAUGCACAAUAAAAGAUUAUUCGAUACGGCAAUUGUUCCGUGACUAUUUUCUGUAUACAAAAAAUCAUUUUUAGAUUCGGAGCGUAGCGAUUGAUCUAUUGGUUUUACUAUGAUUUGUAUUUAUUUUUUUUGUGUGUGUUUGUGAGCAACUUUUCUGCCAGGAAUCUUGCUCCGAUGUAUCAAGUAUGGCACGUUUCUGAAUCUAAAUUUUAUCCAGUUGGUACAUUGAAGAGGUAAUUUUUUGACUUUCAAAUGAAUUUUCAUAAUAAUUGGGAAGAAAAACUAGCUAUAAUAUUAUCGGAAAAACGGCAAAUAUUUAACGUGCACCGCGGCAUUAAAGAUUUGAUUGUUUUUAAUUUUUUAAAAACUAUGGUUUCUACCAGAAAUAUUGCUCCAAUAGAAAAACGAAAGAAGCCUUUAUUGUUGAAUUUUGGAUCUAAUUGCUCACGAAGUUAAUCGUUUUCUGAUUUGCCAAGUUCUUUUCAUAAUAAUUGGAAGAUACUGGAAUAAUAGCAAAAAUGAAAACUGAUAAAUUUACAAUGUUCUGAUUCCUUUAUUUGAAAUUUGUACGGCUUAUGUUUUCUACCAGAAAUAUACUGCUCAAAUAGAAAAACAACAAUAGACCUUUUUUGUUGUAUUUUUAAUGUAACUGGUAAGUAAGAAGUCAUGUUUUGAUUUCUCCUGUUUAUUUUUUUUUAAUAAUUGAACAAAACUGAGGAAAAAAACAUAGAAAGAACCGGAAAAUUUACGAAAUUAAUGCUUUCAUUAUUUUCAAUUUUUUUUUUUUUUUCUUGUAAAUCAGUGAAAAAUAUUCUUAAAAAAUCAAAGAAUACUUAUAUAACUAUUUUUUUUAGACGUGAUAAAACGUUCAAUAUAUUGGAACCAUUUUUGAGCUAUUUAUAAAUAUUUUAAUGUAAUCUAGUAUUUUAGAUUCUGAGCAGAGCGAGAAAUGUAAUGAUUUUACAAUGAUCUUUAUUUGUAUUCUUUUUUUUUAUUUAUAAACAACUUUUCUACCAGCAAUUUUGCUCCAAUUUUUUAAACUAAAUUUGACUGGGGAUAGUACUUUAAGGUGGUCAUUUUUUGAUUUAUCCCAGGGGCUUUCAUAAUAAAUAAGGAAAAGAGCUGUACUGGGAAUGGGAGCGGCUAUUGUUGUAGGUGAGAAUUUGAGAAGGUAGGAUACAAAAGGUUAUUUCAUUAAUACCUGUAAGCAACGAGAAACCAUUUCUUGACCAAAGACGAUUCCGAGCACAGUUCGGUAAUACAUUGCCGUAAUUUCUUUGGCGAUUUUCGUUUAAAUUUAAUUUCAAAAUGUUUAUUAAAAAAAAAAAAAGUCAAUUGGAGCCAUAUUUGUGCUAGAAAACUUGGUAAAUACUUAAAAAUAACUUAUAAAAUAACGAAAUCGUGAAAAAUCAUAUAUUUUUUUCUCGGUCAAUCGUUUUUAUUUUAAAUACUGUUUCGAAAAUCAAAAAAAUGACCUAUAUAUUUGCCAAGUAAAUAAAAUUGACUUUCAGAAAAGGUGCUACACUUAUACUUCGGAGCAAGUUUGUUCAGGAUAUAAGUGGUCUACAAUAUAAAAAAAAAUAAAGUAGGUACCAUUGUAAACAAAUUAAAAUCAGGAAAGAAAGUCAUCCGAUGAUUUUAGAUAUUUCACCACGUCUAGGUAAGUCCAAUUUAAGUAUUAUUCCUAUGUUUCAAGUCUCUAAGUGUAUUUAAAACCGAAUUACAGUAAAAAACUUCCCAAAAUUAAAAUUCCUGAAAAACUCAAAAGUGGCUCAAAGGUUUUGGCAAUAAUACCGUAGAAAGUAAAUCAAAAGACAACAAAAAAUAAUUUUUGUCUUGUAAUUUUUCGAUUAAAUUAUUUCUUCUGGUAGAAACGUCGUCUAUGUUUUUAUAAAAUAAUGAAAUCGUGAAAUUGCUCGUUUACCUUUUAUUUAAAAAAUGGCGUUGAAAAUCAAGAAUCAGAAAAGUUGCUAAACGUAAAAAUCAAAGCUGGUUUACUAGAAAAAAAACGUGUCCACAGACUAGAAAAAUAAUAAAAAUCUUAGUAAAACCAAUAACUCUCUCGCUACGCUCGGAAUCUAAAAAACAUAGGAAAACGGGAAAAUGGGCACAAUAUAUUAAACAAAUAUUAUUAAAGAAAAAAUAUAAUAAUAUAAUUUAUAUACAUGUAUUUUACCAUAAUAUGACAUAUAUAUUGUUCACAAAGCAACACUAUUAACCAAACUCCACUCAGAGUGGAUUUUCGUUAACGAUGAUUAAUCGCUGCUUACAGAUGUAAACUAAAUAACUUAAAAAACUAUCUUCGCAACUUCCCACCUACAACAGUGGCACACUCGUUCCUAAUAUCGGCUCUUUUUUAAAUUUCAAAAAAAAAAAAUCUAAAAGAUUUAGGAAGGUCGUGUCGUACGAAUUUGUCGACAAAUUAUUUAGUUCAACAUUAAUUAUAAUUAUUGUUAUUUUUUAUGAUAAAUUUUUAAAAAAAUGGCUUUUUAUUAUUUUAAACUAUAAGUAAAAAUCACGAACACUGUUCAAAUCAACUAUCAAUAUACAUAGUGCCAGACUAGACUUGACUACUUUGCAAACGCGACCAGGACCCAAAAUAGUAUUUGUGUCUGGGGUCCCUCAAGGCCCAAGAUUUAUAAAAUAUCUUGAUUUAACUACUGUCUGUUUUUUGUGCAGAUUUUAUUUGACUAUUGCAGACUACAGUAAAAUAAUAAAAUGUAAUAAUAAAUUAAAUUAUUCAUUUGUUAGGCCUAAUAAUUGUAUGAGCUAGUAAAUUUAUGCAACAAUUACUAAAAACUGAAUGUGGCUAAAAAUCACUUUUGUCACUAUAGCAUAGGUAUAUAUAUUAUAUACAAUAUACAUGUAGUUCAUGCAUGUACGCAGGGAGGUGUUUCGGUUAUUUAAACACCUCCCGGAGGGUUUAGUUUAACCUAACCUAAUAUUUCAUGUUCAUUAAAAAAAAAAAAAUUCUAAUUUUCAGUAACUGAUUUUAAUAAACACACACCAAAUUGUGUCUACGUACGUCCCUGAUACCUAUAAAGGACAGUGGAAGUGCAAAGAGGGUAUAUUUGAAUCACGUGAUUCGUAAAAAACCGGGUGUUCAGAAAUAUAAUUUUAUUAUUAUGUUUUUACAAAAUAAGUCAUUCAAAUAUUUUUGACUGUAGAAAUUUGAUUAGUUUGACAAAUUUUAUUGAAAUUCAUCAGAUUUACUGUAAUAAUCCACUAUCAUUUUUGAACCUAACCUAACCGAAUCGACGAUUACGGAGGAUUAGAUAAUUUCGGAGGAUUUGAAUCGUACUUUUCGGAGUAUUAUUAGCGUUUGUUUUUAAGAAUACAAAUAACAUUUUUUUUUUUUACUUGGACAACUUGCAUGCCGAUGGUGAGUUUACCUGUAGAUCAUCUCCAAGACCUGGACAACCAGGUCAACAUUCACCAAUGACGGGUAUACUUGGAGACAGUGCAGGAACUGGCAAGGGAUUCCGGGAUGCGAUCAUAUCAGUAAAUAUUUACUGAAAUGCAAUUUGAAGUUUAAUUUUGAACCUUUUUUUAUAUACAUUUUAAUUUAUUAGUUGCAAAGUUAUAAAACUAAAAAGUAGAAAAUAAACAAAAUAAAAUAUUAAGGUUUUUUUUUUAAAAAAAACCAUGCUUUUCUUGAAAAAUGCACUAAAAAUUAAAAUACCUAGUAUGUAAGUACCAACUAGAUUCAUUAACUAUUCAUUAUUUGUAUGUUUUUUACAUAAAGACCUUUACAGGGAAGAAUUUGUGCCAAGGACAAAUAUAUAACACCUGAUACCAAGAGUUUUUGUAACACCAAAACAUUUGAAAUAAAACUGUUAUGGGAUGAAACUUUUUAUCAAUUUAAGCAAACAAGUGGGUAACGAAAUAAGUUCUGAAAUUGUUUGUACUAUCUAUCUUUGGUCAUCUUUAUAUUUUAACCAAAACAAAUUAAAAUUAAAACUAAAACUUAGGUAAAUAUGUGCCAUAUGUACAAUUAGAGUAAAUUAUUAAUUAAAAAACAAACUGACAUACUUUACAUGAUGGGUAGACCACUGUUGUGGUUGAAAAGUUGAGAAGUUAGAAGGGAAAUUUAAUGUAUAUCUAUACACAAAGAUUAAUCAUUGCUAACGAAAACAGAGCGAAAUUCGGUUAAUACGUUUUAAAAGACCGAAAUAUUUACGAUUUAAAAAUAAUACAUUUUGUACAUUUUCUAGUUUUUUCUAAGUUUUUCGAAACUAUUAUGAAAACUCCUGGGAAAAUCAAAAAAUCCCAUUUAGUUUUCCUUUCAUAAAAAUACUACACUUAAAAAUCAGAGCAAAACUUUUGUUAAAAAAAUUGUUCACAGAUAAAAAAAAAAAAUAAUAAUAUAAGUUUUUAAAAGUUAUUUAAUACAAAUAUAUUCCUCACUUUAUUUAAAAUCUAAAAUGUGAACUCGCUGCAAAACGAAUCUACAUCAACCAGCAAAAAUUUAGGUACAUUAAGAUUUGAAAUUCUAUUCUAAAUAAUAUUGUUGGCUAUAAGGGUAACCAACAUAGGUCAUCUACUACACUAUUUAGUAAACAAUUAAAUCUAUUUUUUUUUUUUAUAGGUUGAACAAGUAGAUAUUUGUGAGGAACAAAACAAUAGCAAAUUCAUAAAUACUUUACGCGAUGAUUACAAUAAUUCAAAAGUAUAAUGACAAAAAUAUUUUAAAUUUUGUAUUUUUAUGCUAACAAAUUGAAUAAUUUAGAAAACUAAUAGUUUUUAUUAUUAUUAUUAAAAUAAGGGAUUUCCAGAAAUAUUGUCAAUUCAAGGUAGUUGGAUAUAUGGUUUAAAUGCAGGAGGAUCGAGAAACAAUUUAGACAUGUUUGAAACUAACCCACAAUAUUUGCUCAAAUUUUCUUCAGGUACCUAUUAUAUGAAAUUAGUUUGUGUGUAUAUUUUGACUGAUAUUAACAUUUUCUUUUUUAAUUUUUAGGACUCAUUGAAGAAGAUCAUUUAUUUAUUACCAUCAAAAUAUUAUUAAAAGUUAAACGACUUAACAAAAAAAAUCCUUUAUAUGUUGCAUUUUUUUUGUACAAAGUAAACUAUAAUAUUUAUAUUAUACACAGAAUAUAUCAACUUAUUUUUUUUCAGAAUGACUUUCAACAAAAAGAAACAUUAGGAUCAGAGUAUUUUUUGUGUACUGAACCAGAAGGUAGUUCUGGGAUGUUCAAAGCAAAACAAUUAGUCUCAGAAACAUUUGUAGUUUCGACAUUGGCGAGUUAUGUCAUAGUACCGGCUACCUUUAAACCAUUUCAACAAGGAGAAUUUGUGAUCAAAGUGAUGGUGGAUCGAAAACUCGGCACCAAAUUAAUAAAAUUAAUACCACCAACCAGACCAUCUGUUGGCAAUAUAAACAUACAAUAAUAAUAAUAAUACUAAUACAACAUAGAGUCUGAAUAAAUGUUUAAAACUUAAUUUAUUAUGUUUUGAGUGCAUUUAAAUGAAAAUAUACAUUAUAAUUAUUGUUGUUAAAUUUAGUUUAAGAAAAAAAAACAAUUUAUAUACAUAUUUUUCACACAAAUAAAUAUUACAAACCUUAGAAUAUACAAUGCAUUCUAAAAUUCAGCACACAGCAUUCCAAAUGUUUAUUCGAUUUGCUCUAAAACAUUGUAAACUGCAUAAAGGCACGCCGGUUCGAGAACACGAAUAUUUUUUAGGAUUUUCACAACCAUCUACUCCGCACAUUUGUUGAACAGGUGGAGGUCUAAAUAAUAAUACAAA